Cheilinus undulatus (humphead wrasse) is the source of this 4588-nucleotide messenger RNA. RefSeq names its product chromodomain Y-like protein 2. Bases 427 to 1956 code for a protein of 509 amino acids. The record is from RefSeq and is a predicted model, not a curated record. Lineage: Eukaryota; Metazoa; Chordata; Actinopteri; Labriformes; Labridae. The transcript has 7 exons. Gene Ontology annotation, molecular function: transcription corepressor activity. Gene Ontology annotation, cellular component: nucleus.
ACAGUGAAGUGGACAGGCAGAGUGGGUCACAGACAGGGAACUGUCUCAGCUGGUGUCUCCGAGCACAUCUACCAUAUCACCUCCCGUUGAGUAGUUGGAUUGCACGCGAGCAGAGAGGAGCUGGGCGCGUGCAGACCAUCAAGCUGCUCAUUCUUAGCCCCGGACUCAUUUUCAGUCCUGCACUUGGGUCUGAGUAAACAGCACCGCCCCGAUGGUUGUUUGUUUUAAGUGUGGAGCGAUCCAUCGCACAGCGCCGGGCUCGAUUGACACUGUCUGCUGAUCUGCUACUGCGGAUUGCUCAGAAUAACAAGGCUGCUCGCUAAUUCCCGUCUAUCGGGGCUUUCGCCGAAACACCGAGAGAGUAGGGUCCACAAAAAGCCAACAAGGCAGGCAAGACCGCCGCGCCGCCGGAGUCCGCACCCCACAAUGGCUUCAGGAGACCUUUACGAGGUGGAGCGGAUCGUGGACAAGAGGCGGAACAAGAAGGGUAAGUGGGAGUACCUGAUCAGGUGGAAAGGCUAUGGAAGUAAAGAGGACACAUGGGAGCCAGAACACCACCUUCUGCACUGUGAGGAAUUUAUCGACCAGUUCAACAGCUUGAUGAGACUGCACUCACACAAACGACCAAAAGCUCCCAAAAGUCGCCAGGAGCCCAGCCAUCAGUCAGCCUCAGAAAACCCCAGAGCUCGGUCUGAAGCCAGGAAAAAGAAAAGGACUUUUGGGCCGGCUGUUGGAGUCAGAGUGGGGUCUGUUUUAGGUAUCGGUGGUGGAGGGUCAGGACCCACUCAGAAGCACAAGAAGGUGGGUGUGGGACCUGGGAAACAUGCUUUAGGAGACAGGAUAAGCAAAGCCAUGACAUACAAGGCUCCUCCUCAGGGCGGGCCUCACUUUGUCCCUCCACUGAGGGUUUCUCAUAAUGGACUCCAGAACGGAGAGAUGGAGCCUCUGGUGUACAGAUCAGCAGCGAGAUCACAUCGACCGCCCAUGGACAGAGUGGAUGGAGAACUAGGAGACAUGGAUAAUACUAAACAGCAGUUCAGCACUGAGCUAGGCUCUCCAGUGGCCAAUGGUAAGAUGCAUCUACACAGCUCAGUGAAGAGGAAGCUGGCAGAGGAAAAAGGCUACGUGUUCGACAAGCGACUCAGGUACAACGUGCGACAGAACGAGAGCAACUGUCGAUUCAGAGACAUCGUGGUCAGGAAGGAGGAGGGAUUCACACAUGUGCUGCUGUCCAGCCAAACGACAGACAACAACGCCCUGACACCAGAGAUCAUGAAGGAAGUGUGUCGAGCUCUCGGAAAUGCAGCUGCUGAUGACAGUAAAUUAUUGUUGCUCAGCUCUGUGGGGACUGUUUUCUGCAGCGGCCUGGAGCCGUCAUACCUGAUAGGACGUCUUUCCACUGACCGCAGGAAAGAGAGCAGCCGCAUCGCAGAUGCCGUACGGGACUUUGUGUUGGCAUUCAUCCACUUCAAGAAACCCAUUGUGGUGGCAAUAAACGGGCCUGCUCUGGGCUUAGGGGCCUCCAUCCUGCCGCUGUGUGAUGUGGUUUGGGCCAGUGAGAGAGCCUGGUUUCAAACUCCGUGUGCAGCCCUCCACCUCACCCCUUCUGGAUGCUCCUCUUACACCUUUCCUCAGAUCCUCGGUGUAGCUCUGGCCAAUGAGAUGCUGUUCUGUGGACGAAAACUCACGGCACAGGAAGCGUGCAGCCGAGGUCUGGUGUCACAAGUCUUCUGGCCGACCACUUUUAACCAAGAAGUCAUGCUGCGUGUGAAGGAAAUGGCUUCAUGCAGUGCAGUGGUUCUGGAAGAAUCCAAAUGCCUGGUGAGGAGUAUCGUCAUGUCAGUUCUGGAGGAAGUAAAUGAGAAAGAGUGCCAGAUGUUGAAGCAGCUCUGUUGCUCCACCAAAGGACUAGAGGCCCUCUUUAGUUACCUGCACAACAAGACGUAUGAGAAGUAAUCAUAGAUGUCCAGAUAGUUACAUUCAGAGGGUUAUUAUCCACAGAAUGACGUCCAGGGUCAAUGCGCUCCUAUCUUAAACUGAAGGAAAAAGAUGUACCCAUGCAGAGGGGUGUUCAGUUUGCUGUCAUAUAAACCAACGAUUCCUUCAUGAUCAUCUUCUGUAGUUUUUGUUGGACCUGCAGCUGUCCAGGUGUGAAUUCUUGUAGGGAGAAAGAGCGAAGGGCCGAAUGUGUGAUGCUUAAGUGAUCACUGAAGGAGGUUAUUCAGGGAGUGUUUCUGUACAUACGGGAUACUCGUGUCUGUGAAAUCAUCAGGAUGUAUGAAAUCAAUGUAUGUCUGAUAGAACAUGAUGAAUCGACAGUAAUAUAUAUUAAUAUGUAUUUAUUUUAAGAGUGUAUAGAAGAGGUUCUUUCUGUAUAAUGCAUUUGUUCAGGACUUUCUUUGGUUGCUUAUUGUUUUAAGUUGAAGUGUAAGCCAAAGUUUGCAUGAGGACACCGUUUCUCAAUCUUUACAUGCACAUUCCCACAAACUCUUAUACUUAUGUGAUCUUAUGGUUUCUCCAAUGAAAUCUCCAGAAAAAUCAAAGAAAAUCAGUUCAUUUUUUUCUACUGUUAAAGUCUUUGUUACACAGCACAGACCUAAUUUUCAGUGACUUUGCCAUCAUUAUUAUAAUCACCGUAGAUUAGCUACUGGUCCAUGAAAUGAAGAUUAAUGCUCUUAUAGGGUACUAAUGAGACCGUCUGGUGGAUAAGUUAAUUAAAUAUCAUCCUCAUACUGUCCACAUCCAUCUGUCUUUACUUCAUUUCACAUGCAAUAACACAUUUAACUUUGAUGUACACAAAUAAAGUCUCACAGAGGUUUCUUUAAAAGGAGAAUGGGUAAAAAUGCACUUAUUUUUCUUGCAAAAUAAGCAGAAAUGGAAAACACUGGAAGUCUCAUGCACAUGCUCUCACUUAAUAUAAAAAAAUGUGUCAGUUUAUGAUCAAAUGGCAUUUUGGCACAAGUACAAAAUGGCUGUAGAAGAUUGAAUGAACUGGCGGCACGGAUCACAUGGAAGGAUUAGUGGUGGAUUUGGAUCCAGUUUAGUUUGAGCUACAUAUGGUAGCCUUACAUGCAGCACUGUGUGGGGUUCUGUGUAAAACAUGCUUCCAGUUAUAAAUGCAGAUAGUUCAUGUGUGAAGUGAGUGAUUGUUUCAUUGAAAAUAAAUAUAUAUAUUGUGGCAAAACUUUUAAAGAUCUCUAUUGUGGAACAGUCAUGUAUAUGGGGUCAACUUUGUCCUUAUCUGCAUGUGAUGAUUCAAGAUUUGAAGGCAUAUUUUUAUUGUAGAUAAUAUUCAGGCAUCUAUUUUGGUUUACAAAAAAAAAUGUAGGUCUGUGAAAACUGUUUGGUAAAAAGAUAUUUGUCCAGUUUUUGCGAUCGUAAACAUGCAGCACAGAAUAAUAUAUGGAUAAUGUAGACUGUUUUGUGUAACAGCUUGCAUGUAAGAUAAUGUACAUAUUAAUGUGUCGCCUGUCUGAAUACCUUUUACUGCAAGGUAUGUUUUGUACCAACAUUGUAAGUAUUGUUAGAAAUUGUGCAGUUUAUUUUUGUAUUUAUUUGAGAUAACUGUUUGGAUGUGCAGUGCCAUGUGGUUUCCUUUGCUCCAGAAGCCCCUGACUCUUAAAAUCAGAUGAUCCCAGUUAAAUUUGGAUGAAAAGGAUAACUUAUACAUUUAUCUUUUAAAUAUAUCCAAACACUCUUUCACUUGAAUAUUUAAUUUUAAGUUAAUAAGGCAUAAUAAUGUUAAUUUUUGUUGUUAAUUAUGAAAGUGAUGCAAAUAAUUUAAAUUAUGUGAUAAUGGAUCUGACUGGCUUUAUAAGUAUGAUCAGACGAUCAAUAAAGUGACUUCUAAUGGAGAAUUUUCCUUUUCAGUCUUAUCAGACUUAGUGCUCUGUUUUGGUUUCAUCAUUAUUUUUAUCACUUUUAUUUAUAACCAUUGAAUUGUGAUUUCAGGUGGUGACUAAUAGUUUGAUUCAUUUUAUUCCAACUUCAAUUAACUAGCACACUUUGUCAUUGGCAUCACAGUUCUCCUUUAUUUUCCCUUAACCUCAAUAGAAAGUCCCUGUUUCCAAAUUUCUAGCAAUACCUCCACCUGCAGUUAAAUAAUAGUUUUUCUCCAUAAAUCCAGAGCAAAAUAACCGUGUGAUGUGUCUACUGUACAGAGUCACUGAAUGCAGAUCGUUAAUGUUCACAGAGCAUAUUCACAAAUACCUUGUAUGUUUAUUUAUUUUGAUUUGUAAUUCUACUAUGCAUUCUUAUAACCUAACAUGCAAAUUCUUUACUUCAAAAAAUGUGUCAGGUGUUUGAUCAAAAUUUCCUCCUAAGCAUGUGUUUUAAUUGCUUGAUAAUCACAUUUUAAAGUCAUAAAAAUGACCCCUUUAAUUCCAUUAUUUAUUAAAAAGUGUUUUGACAAUUUUAUUUAAAUAAAAUGAAACCAUCAUUUGUUCCUUGUAUGUGUGCAUUUUCAUGAUUUAUAUCCCAGCAUUGUCUCAUAGCACACCUUAGGGUGCCUUACAGUCCAAAUAUCUGUCAGAGAUGGAUCCGUAUGUUGUGAUGGGUAGAGUAAGCUGCUUCAAAUAAACAAACUGUA